Messenger RNA from Drosophila virilis, 488 nucleotides. RefSeq names its product vitelline membrane protein Vm26Ab. NCBI's taxonomy places the organism in Eukaryota, Metazoa, Arthropoda, Insecta, Diptera, Drosophilidae. The record is from RefSeq and is a predicted model, not a curated record.
UUGUCCAGCGCAUAGUCUACUUUGUUAGCUCUGCCCACAAACAUUUCAACAUGUUCAAACUGUCUGCUAUCAUCUUUGUGCUCGGCGCCGUGCUCGCCUGCAGCCUGCAGGCUGAGGCCAAGCCCGCGGUUCUUGUGGAUGCCGCUCCUGCGGUGGUAACUGCCACCAGUUCCCAGUAUGUGGCACGCAAUUACAAUGGCAUCGCUGCUGCGCCAAUUGUUGCCGCUGCCCCCGUUGCUGCCGCCUACACCGCCCCCGUUGCCGCCGCCUACACCGCCCCCGUUGCCGCUGCCUACAGCGCCCCCGUUGCUGCAGCUGCCCCCGUUUCCGCCGCCUACACCGCCCCCGUUGCCGCUGCCUACACCGCCCCCGUUGCCUAUCCCUAUAGCUAUCCCUAUACCGCUGCUGCCUACACAUAUCUAUAAAUGAUUCAUCUGAUUCAAACGGCUUGUGACUCAUCAAGAUUUAUAUUUUUUUUGUAAAUAAAA